CUCAGCGCGUUUUUACCGCAGUGUCUCUGGAUUAGUGCGCGGCGCUGCGGCACUCCGCUCGGUUCUCAACGGGAAGCGCGAGAAAAAGCGACCGAACCGCGUCCGUGAGCACCAGCCGUUCCAUAUCGCGCUUAUUCCCAGCGGUUAUCAAAGCGGCGCGCACCGGAGACAUGGCCAAAGACGACGAGAAGAAGGAAUCCGGGGAAUGGAAGGAAUUCUUCUGGAACCCACGGACGCACGAGCUGCUCGGGAGAACGGCGAGCAGCUGGGGUCUGAUCCUGUUGUUCUAUCUGGUCUUCUACACAUUUCUGGCUGGCAUGUUCUGUCUCACCAUGUAUGUGAUGCUGAUGACGCUAGAUGAUUAUAAGCCCACUUGGCAGGACCGUCUGGCCACACCAGGUAUGAUGAUUCGGCCAAAAGGCGAUCCUCUAGAAAUCGUUUAUAACUUGGAUAAAACAGAGAGCUGGGACUCAUACAUUCAGGCUCUGGACAACUUCCUUGCACCCUAUAACGACUCUCAGCAGGUGUUGAAGAACGAUGUCUGCGUCCCGGAUAAGUACUUCCUCCAGGAGGACAGCGGCGAGGUGCGCAACAAUCCCAAACGCUCCUGCCAGUUCAACCGCACCAUGCUGGGGAGCUGCUCCGGACUCGAGGACCGCACAUACGGAUACCAGGACGGAAAACCCUGCGUGCUCAUCAAACUCAACCGGGUGAUUGGGCUGGAGCCAAGUAAGGAUGGAAAGUCUCCAUUCGUCUCCUGUUCAGCAAAGGCUCAGAAGAUGGCUCAGAUGAACGAAACCAAUCCUGCAGUCGAAUACUUCCCUACAAACGGAACCUUUAACCUCAUGUACUAUCCUUACUAUGGCAAGAGAGCACAGGCAAGAACACACACACACACACACACACACUAUAUUUGUGAUUAUAUUUGUGUGUAACCGCUCUCUCUGCAUGUGUUUCAGGUGAAUUAUUCUCAGCCCCUGGUGGCUGUGAAGUUCACAGAGCUCACUUUCAACACGGACUUCAACGUGGAGUGUAAGAUCAACUCUGACAUUCAGUUCAAGAUCAGCGAAAGAGACAAGUUCGCCGGCCGCGUGAUCUUCAAGCUGCGCGUCAACAAAGUGUAGAGCAACUGCAUCUGCCACACACACACACACACACACACACACACACAUACAGGAGAUGGUAGGAGUCCUUCAUAUCUCAAAGUGUUCCGUGUAUUUGUCCGUCCCCAUUCUCCUGUCUACAUGAUGUUUCUGUGCGUGUGUGUGUGUGUGUGUGUGUGUGUCUUGUAUCUCUGUGUGUGUUUUGAGUACUCUUGACUGUCGUCAUAUCCAACUGAUAUCAUUCCAGGAAAACAUCAUCAAGCCUUUCUAGAGCUCUAGACACAAUCAUCACGAAUCCAGUGAAUUCAGAGGGACCACAAUCAUCCCAAAACCUGCCAAGAAAUUAUAUUUCACAUAGAGAAAAUGUGCUCCCAAAAUAUAGGAAGAUAACAUCUUAAAUAGACUUCAUUUUCUGUAUGCAAAACAUAAUUUCUUACCUUUGUCUUUUGAUAUCAAGCUAAAAUGUGUAGUCUACAGUAUAUAAUGGGUUUUAUGUUACUGGGCGUAUAUUAAAUAACACAAAUGAGGUCAAAUCUGGUCAGGAUCAUUCACAAAAAAAAAAAAAAAAAAAUGUGUAGAAAUGCGCAAAUGAGAUCAAUAUGAUCAAAAAUCGUCUCAGACUGUAAUCGGAUACAUAUCGUCCUCUUAACUUGAUGUCUGUUUUAUCCAUUUAUUUAUUUAUGAGAUUAAGGUACAUUCAUAAUGUUAUUUAUUUAUUAUUGGAUUUGUGGUUUUUAUUUUUUAUAUAUUCAUGACGUUUGUGAAGACACUUUUGUAACGCUGUUAUGUUCACGCACACACACACACACACACACACAAGCGAAGUUAAACUGAAACGAUUGGCUGACGUUCCGCAUAUGCUCAGAUUGCACCGACACAUUAGCCAAUCAGCUUCAAGCUAUGCCAUAUCAGUUUGCCAUUAAUUAAUUUGCCCAGUCGACUGAUAACAUAUUCGCUCCAUAUCGUCCAGAAUGUGUAUGAAACGUGUACACAGCAAUACCUUCUGGUCCAUGAGUGUACUGUUAAUACUUGUAAAUAAUACAGAAUCUGAGUAGAUAACGAAGAGAGUAGUUGCGAAGAAAAGCGUGGGGGAAAAAAACGUUAAAUUUGCCAAUCCAUGUAGAUGAAUGAACAAAUGUGUUUUCUUCCCAAAAAGGUUUUUUUAAUAUAUAUUUAUGUGCUGUUGAGCACGUGAUGGGUUAGCACCUGUUAGCACAGCGGAAAUAUGACGCAAACACUAGCAGCAUAUGUUUCUCGAAACUUUAUUUAAUUUCUUCUUAGCUUUGGUAGAAUUUUAGAUUUUAAUCAUGUGAUGUGACAUUUGGAUGUUCAAGGCGAUUCGAGUCAAAUGGACGAGUCAGACUCCUGAUUUGUGAGCGAGACAUUAGCGUAGUGCAUAUUAGCAAACCACUAGCCUGCCGUCGUCGACGCGCGGGUGGCCUGUCUGUGUUUAUUUUUUAUUUUGUGUUCCUUCAUUUCACCCCCAGUAGUGAAUGUGCUGUGUUUCUAUUGGGUUACUGCCACAGUGUUGUGCGUUUGAAACAUUGGCGGCUGUGUGCUAGAAAAGUGUGUGGGAAAAGAAAAAGAGCCAAACUCGGCCCAACUUUCAAAAUUAACGUAACUAGUCCAUCCGUCCAUCCGUUUACAGCCUGAUGUUGGGAUCAGUUCAAUGUUUACACAGAGCAGUGAUUAAUAACUAGCUAAACUUACGCUGCCUGCCGUACGUUUACUACGAUCUACUUCACGUGUGCUGCCUGACCGCUCUACGUCAUGGAAUAGAUUUUAUAUGUUUUUAAGAUAUCGUAAAUCCAAUUAUAUUUCUGAUUUCUGUACUUUAGACACUGCAUCAAUGCGUGCUAGCAUGUCGCUGCACCGAGUGCUUGUAUACAGAGCGAGCGUAGAUCAUGCACAUUAUUCAUUUCCGUAAGAAGGAAAAUCAAGCAGACAGCAAUCUGGGACAUCAUUACCAUGUAAACAGCACAUGAAG
Molecule: messenger RNA, 3090 nt
Organism: Carassius carassius (crucian carp)
Lineage: Eukaryota; Metazoa; Chordata; Actinopteri; Cypriniformes; Cyprinidae
Product: sodium/potassium-transporting ATPase subunit beta-2-like
Exons: 6
Coding region: 171-935 (254 amino acids)
Biological process (GO): sodium ion export across plasma membrane; intracellular sodium ion homeostasis; potassium ion import across plasma membrane
Cellular component (GO): sodium:potassium-exchanging ATPase complex
Molecular function (GO): ATPase activator activity
Source: RefSeq, a predicted model, not a curated record